AUGAAAGGAGGAGGAACAACGAGCUCAGUACGGAGGAUCGCGUACAAGGCGGUUGUUGACGGAGUUGGAGGACGGCGACGGAGAGAGGAAGACAUGGUUGAGAUCCGCAAAGCUAAGCGAGAGGAGAGCUUGCUCAAGAAGCGUCGCGAUGUUCUUCCUCAUUCUCCUCCCUCCGCCGUUUCUCUCGAUCAGAAUUUGAUAAGCCGUAUCUGGUCUGACAAGAAGGAUCUGUUGAUGGAGGCUACUACUCAGAUCAGAACGUUACUUUGUGGUGAAAUGUUUAAUGUACAUGUUGAAGAAGUUAUACAAGCUGGUUUGGUUCCACGUUUUGUGGAGUUCCUUACGUGGGAUGACUUUCCGGAGCUUCAGUUUGAAGCGGCUUGGGCGUUAACAAAUAUUGCAUCUGGAACGUCUGAGAACACUGAAGUGGUGAUUGAUCAUGGAGCUGUUGCUAUACUAGUGAGACUUCUAAGCUCACCAUACGAGGAGGUCCGUGAGCAGGUUGUCUGGGCAUUAGGAAAUAUUUCUGGAGACUCUCCUAGAUGCCGUGAUAUAGUCCUUGGACAUGGCGCUCUACCUUCUCUAUUGUUACAGUUUAACAAUGGAGCCAAAAAUUCUAUGCUUGUAAACGCCGCUUGGACUUUGUCUAAUCUUUGUAGAGGGAAGCCACAGCCUCCCUAUAAUCAGGUGAGUGCUGCAUUACCAGCUCUUGCACAUCUCAUUCGGUUAGAUGACAAGGACCUCUUGGCUUAUACCUGCUGGGCGCUGGUGUAUCUCUCUGAUGGUUCAAAUGAAAAAAUACAAGCCGUUAUUGAAGCCAAUGUUUGUGGGCGACUUAUUGGUCUUUCGGUCCAUCGUUCACCUUCAGUUGCCGCUCCUGCUCUUCGCACAAUUGGCAUUGUUGUAACUGGAAAUGAUAGUCAAACUCAGUAUAUAAUUGAUCUUCAAGCGCUCCCAUGCUUGUUAAAUCUUCUAAGAGGACACUGUAACAAGACAAUCAGGAAGGAAGCUUGUUGGGUAGUCUCUAAUAUCACAGCUGGUUGUCAAUCACAGAUUCAGGCUGUAUUUGAUGCUGAUAUAUGUCCUGCACUUGUUAAUCUGCUCCGAAACUCUGAGUUUGAUGUCAAGAAUGAAGCUGCUUGGGCUAUCUGCAACGCUAUAGCUGGAGGCUCUGACAAGCAAAUCAUGUUUCUUGUAAAGCAAGACUGCAUAAAACCCUUGUGCGAUAUGCUCACAUCCUCGGAUACUCAAAUCGUCAUGCUUUGUUUAGAAGGACUUGAGAAGAUACUGAAGGUGGGAGAAGCUUGCAACACGAGACACGCUGAAGGUAUUUACCAAUGCACUGAAACAAAUGUAAACCCACAUGCUCAGCUUAUAGAAGAGGCCGAGGGAAUGGAGAAAAUAGAAAGCCUGCAAUCUCAUGAGAACAGCGACAUUUAUGAAAUGGCGGUUAAGAUUCUAGAAACAUACUGGUUAGAAGAAGAAGAAGUAGAAGAGGAAGAUAAAGGAAGACAAGACAUUGUUUAUUUCCCACUUGAUAACUUUGCAAACAUGCCAACACCCUCAUGUACUCUCGGUGAGAUGUACUGUGGACCUUAA
This is a messenger RNA of Eruca vesicaria subsp. sativa (arugula), 1599 nucleotides long. NCBI's taxonomy places the organism in Eukaryota, Viridiplantae, Streptophyta, Magnoliopsida, Brassicales, Brassicaceae. The record is from the annotation of a GenBank genome assembly.